Tetrahymena thermophila SB210 is the source of this 1398-nucleotide messenger RNA. RefSeq lists its product as hypothetical. The transcript is spliced from 5 exons. The record is from RefSeq and is a predicted model, not a curated record. Gene Ontology annotation, molecular function: calcium ion binding. NCBI's taxonomy places the organism in Eukaryota, Ciliophora, Oligohymenophorea, Hymenostomatida, Tetrahymenidae.
AUGUCAGAAAGAUUUGGUUUUUUAACAGACCCAAAGUUAACCUCUAAUUAUCAUGGAAAUAAAAAGAAUAGUAAUUAGAAUAGUUUUCAGCAUGAUCAAAAUGCCUCUUUGUAAGAAUACGAUUUCGAUUUCACAGAAGAAGAGUACAUUGAAUUUUUGAAAUAAGCAAAUAAAUACGAAACUAACCCGUACAUGAGAGAUAUAAGUUAGCAAGAAUGUGAUGAAUUUUAAAAGAAAUUAGAUAAUAAAUAUAUUUAAAGGAUAUGGAAAUCAUUUAGAGAAAGUGGUAAUAGCGAUUCAGGAAAAAUAUCAAGAUAAGUGUUCAAAAAAGUUUUCAUUAAUAUAAUUGAUGAUUAAGUUAGAGAAUUAUUUCUAGAUGCUCUCUUUGAAAGGUUUAAAUUGGAAAAAUUAAGUGAAAAAUUCGAAGAUUCUGAGUUCAGUAAAAUAGUGACUUAGUAGAAUAUUGAUGCUGAAAAAGUUGAUAUUUAAGAUUUGGUAAUUUCUUUAACUAUUCUUGCGAGAAUGAGCGAAGAGCAGAAGCUAAAGUUAAUUUUCACCUUAACAGAUGUUGAUGAAGAUGAAUGUUUGUCCACUGAAGAUAUUAGAAAAAUGAUAUAAAGAAUAGAAAGAAAUUUUACAGUAGAGUAGUCUCAUAUUUACUCAGAGAGUUCUUGCCUUGCACAAGAAUUUGCUUUAAAUAAAUCAUAGCGUAGGUAUUAGUGGACAAUUUAUAAUUUAGGAUAGAAGGAUCUAACAAAAGAUAAUACUAAGUAAGAGGCGGGAUCAAUAAGUGGUAGUUAUGAAUUAGAUGAAAAUAAGCUAAUUACAUGGGAGGAAUUCAUAGAAUGUCUAAAUAAAAAGCAAAAUUUGAAGAGAAAAUUUUUACCUAACAACUAUUUAUUAUAUCAUUGUUUGAAAAACACAAACAAAGAAAAAGAGUACAAAAUUAACAGUGAUAAUGCAAAUGACUUUGAUGUUUUCAGAAAACUGAUACACUUGAAGCUGAGAAAUUUUUAUGAAAAAGAUUACACACAAGCUUAUCCUCUCAAAGAAAAAGGUAUAAGGUACCCAGGAAAAAUAAAAAUUGAACCUCCUCCACCUGAUAAAAAAUCUGAUUUACUUCCUAAUUUUUAAAAGACAACUGAUCAAAAGAAGUUGAACACAUUUGUUAAAGAUUUCAAGCAACAAACAUCUAACUUAUAAAAGAAUUUCAUUGAAGAGCAGUUGAAAAAAAUGGAAAGUUAAGAAGACAGCUACAGCAAGUAGUUUGGUUCAAAGCCAGAAAACUCAAAUAACUUAAAAAAAUUCAUUGAGAUAUUAGAGAAAUAAAAAGGAAUGAAUGAGGUAUUAGACAAAUAUAGAGCAAUGAAAGACAACCAGAUAGAUUUUAAAAUAUGA